This is a messenger RNA of Schistocerca gregaria, 5582 nucleotides long. RefSeq lists its product as uncharacterized. The transcript has 32 exons. The record is from RefSeq and is a predicted model, not a curated record. The coding region runs from base 66 to 5360 and encodes 1764 amino acids. NCBI's taxonomy places the organism in Eukaryota, Metazoa, Arthropoda, Insecta, Orthoptera, Acrididae.
UAUCACUGUCCGCGGAUCGCCACCCACCUCCGUUUACAGGAACGACCGACCGGUUCAUCGCCACGAUGCGACUUUCAGGGCCGACGCUGCUGCUCCUAGCGGUGGCCGGCGUAGUCCUCUUGGUUGGUGACGGGGGCGCUGCUGGAUGCGACAAACGAGCUGUGCAGCCUCUCAACGCUUCUGAGUACCUGGGCGUGUGGUACGAGAUAGCCAGGUUCGGAUUGGCUCCCUUCGAGGCAGGUGCCCAGUGCGUCACAGCAGAAUACUCACUGGCUGGCGCCAACAACGUGACCGUACACAACAAGAUGUACAACAGGUCUGCGGGGACCUUCAAUGACAUCAUUGGCUGGGCAGCGCUUGAUGACCCUAAUUCCGGAGAGGCCAAACUUACGGUGCACUUUCCAGGUGUACGAGUGGCAGCUCCGUACUGGGUCUUGGACACAGACUACAAGAGCUACUCAAUUGUCUGGGCCUGCAGGGAACCUACAGAUGAAACUUCCAACAUUACCGAGACGUCAUGGAUCCUGUCACGGAAUUCCGAGCUGACAGCAGAGCAGGAGCAGCAGGUGAAUGAGAAGCUGGAGGCCCUUGGCCUGCCGCGGAGCCGCUACACAGACACCCCACAAGACCCACAACAGUGCACUGUCAGAGUCAGCACGUGCGACAAGCCUGCAGUCUCCCAGUUUAACGCCUCUGAGUACCUGGGCGUGUGGUACGAGAUCGCCAGGUUCGGACUGGCUCCCUUCGAGGCAGGCGCCCAGUGUGUCACGGCAGAGUACUCGCUGGCUGGAGACAACAACGUGACCGUACACAACAGGAUGUACAACACGACUGCAGGGGCCUUCAACGACAUCACGGGCUGGGCCGAGUUUGAUGACCCUAAUUCCGGAGAGGCCAAACUUACGGUGCACUUUCCAGGUGUACCAGUGGCAGCUCCGUACUGGGUCUUGGACACAGACUACAAGAGCUACUCAAUUGUCUGGGCCUGCAGGGAACCUACAGAUGAAACUUCCAACAUUACCGAGACGUCAUGGAUCCUGUCACGGAAUUCCGAACUGACAGCAGAGCAGGAGCAGCAGGUGAAUGAGAAGCUGGAGGCCCUUGGCCUGCCGCGGAGCCGCUACACAGACACCCCACAAGACCCACAACAGUGCACUGUCAGAGUCAGCACGUGCGACAAGCCUGCAGUCUCCCAGUUUAACGCCUCUGAGUACCUGGGCGUGUGGUACGAGAUCGCCAGGUUCGGACUGGCUCCCUUCGAGGCAGGCGCCCAGUGUGUCACGGCAGAGUACUCGCUGGCUGGAGACAACAACGUGACCGUACACAACAGGAUGUACAACACGACUGCAGGGGCCUUCAACGACAUCACGGGCUGGGCCGAGUUUGAUGACCCUAAUUCCGGAGAGGCCAAACUUACGGUGCACUUUCCAGGUGUACCAGUGGCAGCUCCGUACUGGGUCUUGGACACAGACUACAAGAGCUACUCAAUUGUCUGGGCCUGCAGGGAACCUACAGAUGAAACUUCCAACAUUACCGAGACGUCAUGGAUCCUGUCACGGAAUUCCGAACUGACAGCAGAGCAGGAGCAGCAGGUGAAUGAGAAGCUGGAGGCCCUUGGCCUGCCGCGGAGCCGCUACACAGACACCCCACAAGACCCACAACAGUGCACUGUCAGAGUCAGCACGUGCGACAAGCCUGCAGUCUCCCAGUUUAACGCCUCUGAGUACCUGGGCGUGUGGUACGAGAUCGCCAGGUUCGGACUGGCUCCCUUCGAGGCAGGCGCCCAGUGUGUCACGGCAGAGUACUCGCUGGCUGGAGACAACAACGUGACCGUACACAACAGGAUGUACAACACGACUGCAGGGGCCUUCAACGACAUCACGGGCUGGGCCGAGUUUGAUGACCCUAAUUCCGGAGAGGCCAAACUUACGGUGCACUUUCCAGGUGUACCAGUGGCAGCUCCGUACUGGGUCUUGGACACAGACUACAAGAGCUACUCAAUUGUCUGGGCCUGCAGGGAACCUACAGAUGAAACUUCCAACAUUACCGAGACGUCAUGGAUCCUGUCACGGAAUUCCGAGCUGACAGCAGAGCAGGAGCAGCAGGUGAAUGAGAAGCUGGAGGCCCUUGGCCUGCCGCGGAGCCGCUACACAGACACCCCACAAGACCCACAACAGUGCACUGUCAGAGUCAGCACGUGCGACAAGCCUGCAGUCUCCCAGUUUAACGCCUCCGAGUACCUGGGCGUGUGGUACGAGAUCGCCAGGUUCGGACUGGCUCCCUUCGAGGCAGGCGCCCAGUGUGUCACGGCAGAGUACUCGCUGGCUGGCGACAACAACGUGACCGUACACAACAGGAUGUACAACACGACUGCAGGGGCCUUCAACGACAUCAUCGGCUGGGCCGAGAUUGAUGACCCCAACUCUGGAGAGGCCAAACUUACAGUGCACUUCCCAGACGUACCAGUGGCAGCACCCUACUGGGUCCUGGACACAGACUACGAGAGCUACUCAAUCGUCUGGGCGUGCAGGGAGCCUACAGACGAAACCUCUAACAUUACCGAGACCUCAUGGAUCCUGUCACGGAAUUCCGAGCUGACAGCAGAGCAGGAGCAGCAGGUGAAUGAGAAGCUGGAGGCCCUUGGCCUGCCGCGGAGCCGCUACACAAACACCCCACAGGAUCCGCAACAGUGCAGUGUUGCAGUCAACCAAUGCGACAAGCCUGCAGUCUCCCAGUUUAACGCCUCUGAGUACCUGGGCGUGUGGUACGAGAUCGCCAGGUUCGGACUGGCUCCCUUCGAGGCAGGCGCCCAGUGUGUCACAGCAGAGUACUCGCUGGCUGGCGACAACAACGUGACCGUACACAACAGGAUGUACAACACGACUGCAGGGGCCUUCAACGACAUCAUCGGCUGGGCCGAGUUUGAUGACCCCAACUCCGGAGAGGCCAAACUUACAGUGCACUUCCCAGACGUACCAGUGGAUGCACCCUACUGGGUCCUGGACACAGACUACGAAAGCUACUCAAUCGUCUGGGCAUGCAGGGAGCCUACAGACGAAACCUCUGACAUUACAGAGACCUCAUGGAUCCUGUCACGGAAUUCCGAGCUGACAGCAGAGCAGGAGCAGCAGGUGAAUGAGAAGCUGGAGGCCCUUGGCCUGCCGCGGAGCCGCUACACAAACACCCCACAGGAUCCGCAACAGUGCAGUGUUGCAGUCAACCAAUGCGACAAGCCUGCAGUCUCCCAGUUUAACGCCUCUGAGUACCUGGGCAUGUGGUACGAGAUCGCCAGGUUCGGACUGGCUCCCUUCGAGGCAGGCGCCCAGUGUGUCACAGCAGAGUACUCGCUGGCUGGCGACAACAACGUGACCGUACACAACAGGAUGUACAACACGACUGCAGGGGCCUUCAACGACAUCAUCGGCUGGGCCGAGUUUGAUGACCCCAACUCCGGAGAGGCCAAACUUACAGUGCACUUCCCAGACGUACCAGUGGAUGCACCCUACUGGGUCCUGGACACAGACUACGAAAGCUACUCAAUCGUCUGGGCAUGCAGGGAGCCUACAGACGAAACCUCUGACAUUACAGAGACCUCAUGGAUCCUGUCACGGAAUUCCGAGCUGACAGCAGAGCAGGAGCAGCAGGUGAAUGAGAAGCUGGAGGCCCUUGGCCUGCCGCGGAGCCGCUACACAAACACCCCACAGGAUCCGCAACAGUGCAGUGUUGCAGUCAACCAAUGCGACAAGCCUGCAGUCUCCCAGUUUAACGCCUCUGAGUACCUGGGCGUGUGGUACGAGAUCGCCAGGUUCGGACUGGCUCCCUUCGAAGCAGGCGCCCAGUGUGUCACGGCAGAGUACUCGCUGGCUGGCGACAACAACGUGACCGUACACAACAGGAUGUACAACACGACUGCAGGGGCCUUCAACGACAUCAUCGGCUGGGCCGAGUUUAAUGACCCCAACUCCGGAGAGGCCAAACUUACAGUGCACUUCCCAGACGUACCAGUGGAUGCACCCUACUGGGUCCUGGACACAGACUACGAAAGCUACUCAAUCGUCUGGGCAUGCAGGGAGCCUACAGACGAAACCUCUGACAUUACAGAGACCUCAUGGAUCCUGUCACGGAAUUCCGAGCUGACAGCAGAGCAGGAGCAGCAGGUGAAUGAGAAGCUGGAGGCCCUUGGCCUGCCGCGGAGCCGCUACACAAACACCCCACAGGAUCCGCAACAGUGCAGUGUUGCAGUCAACCAAUGCGACAAGCCUGCAGUCUCCCAGUUUAACGCCUCUGAGUACCUGGGCGUGUGGUACGAGAUCGCCAGGUUCGGACUGGCUCCCUUCGAGGCAGGCGCCCAGUGUGUCACAGCAGAGUACUCGCUGGCUGGCGACAACAACGUGACCGUACACAACCGGAUGUACAACAUGACUGCAGGGGCCUUCAACGACAUCAUCGGCUGGGCCGAGUUUGAUGACCCCAACUCCGGAGAGGCCAAACUUACAGUGCACUUCCCAGACGUACCAGUGGAUGCACCCUACUGGGUCCUGGACACAGACUACGAAAGCUACUCAAUCGUCUGGGCAUGCAGGGAGCCUACAGACGAAACCUCUGACAUUACCGAGACCUCGUGGAUCCUGUCACGAAGUGCCCAGCUGAAUCCAGAGCAGGAGCAGCAGGUUAAUGACAAGUUGGAGGACCUGGGUCUGCCGCGGAGCCGCUACACAAACACCCCACAGGAUCCGCAACAGUGCAGUGUUGCAGUCAACCAAUGCGACAAGCCUGCAGUCUCCCAGUUUAACGCCUCUGAGUACCUGGGCGUGUGGUACGAGAUCGCCAGGUUCGGACUGGCUCCCUUCGAGGCAGGCGCCCAGUGUGUCACGGCAGAGUACUCGCUGGCUGGCAACAACAACGUGACCGUACACAACAGGAUGUACAACACGACUGCAGGGGCCUUCAAUGACAUCAUCGGUUGGGCCGAGUUUGAUGACCCCAACUCCGGAGAGGCCAAACUUACAGUGCACUUCCCAGACGUUCCAGUGGAAGCACCCUACUGGGUCCUGGACACAGACUACAAGAGCUACUCAAUCGUCUGGGCAUGCAGGGAGCCUACAGACGAAACCUCUAACAUUACCGAGACCUCGUGGGUGCUCUCACGGGCAAGCGUGAUGUCCGAGGAGCUGGUGCAGCAGGUGAACGCCAAGCUGGAGGAACUGGGCCUGCCUCGCAGCAGGUACACAGACACGCCUCAGGACCCUGCAGGAUGCAAAGUCAACAAUGGCAGCAACGACGACGGUGGCGCCGCUGCGAUGGGGCCUGCGAUCGCACUCCUGCUGGCCACCGCCAUCGCCCUGCUCUUCUCCCUGUGAUCAACACUGCUGGCGGACUGCCGCUCGCCAACACACUGUGCUCCCGGCGCAGAACUAGCCAACUUCUCGUUUAUUAGAACGUUCCACACACCAUGGAUCAAUGGUGGUUGGCAACGUUAUCCUCAUUUACUAUUUAUUUGAGAUACAAUGAAGAUAUUCCUUUAAUUAACUUGUACAGAUUUUUUGUAUAUAUAAAUUUUGAAUAAUAUUUGUAAAGCUUUA